AUGGCGAUAUCCCCAUCAACUCGCAUCCUGGCCGCCCGGCCUCUCGUUCUUGGUCUUGCCAAGCUGUUGACUCUCGCCUUCGUGAACUUGCCCGUCAUCUCCGCCGCUCCCACCUAUGUCAUCCAUUCUGAAGUCGACCCGAAACCCCCAAGCGAUCCCAGUCUAUGGCUCUACCUCGGAGUCGCCGCUGCUCUGGUCUUGAGUGGCGGUGCAUUUGCUGGACUGACGAUAGCUUUGAUGGGCCAGGAUGAGGUCUAUCUACAAGUUAUCCAAACCUCGGGAGAGGCAGGCGAACGCAAAAAUGCAGCAAGCGUCUUGAGAUUAUUGCAGCGGGGAAAACACUGGGUGCUGGUGACCCUCCUUCUCAGCAACGUGAUCACCAAUGAAACUCUUCCAAUCGUGCUCGAUCGGUCACUGGGAGGUGGCUGGCCGGCAGUGCUCGGCAGCACAGUCCUAAUUGUGAUCUUUGGUGAAAUUGUGCCUCAAUCCAUUUGCGUCCGGUAUGGAUUGCCUAUCGGCGCAUGGAUGGCCCCCUGCGUCUUGGCGCUUAUGUACAUCAUGUCCCCCGUGGCCUACCCCGUCGCCAAAUUGCUCGACAAGCUACUUGGAGAGGACCACGGAACCAUUUACAAGAAAGCGGGUCUCAAAACCCUGGUCACCCUGCAUAAGACCCUGGGUGAAGCUGGUGAGCAGCUCAACUCGGAUGAGGUGACAAUCAUCAGCGCUGUCUUGGACCUCAAGGACAAGUCCGUGGGCAGUAUCAUGACUCCCAUGGAAGAUGUCUUUACCAUGUCCGCGGAUACCAUUCUCGACGAGGAAACAAUGGAUCUUAUUCUGUCCCAGGGAUAUUCCCGUAUUCCUAUCCAUGCACCGGACAAUGCCAACAACUUUGUCGGCAUGCUAUUGGUCAAAAUGCUCAUUACUUACGAUCCAGAGGACUGCAAGCGGGUCCGGGAUUUUGCUCUAGCUACUCUCCCCGAAACGCGCCCGGAGACAAGCUGUUUGGACAUCGUCAAUUUCUUUCAGGAGGGCAAGUCCCACAUGGUCCUUGUGUCGGAAUAUCCGGGCGAAGAUCGUGGGGCCCUAGGAGUGGUCACUCUGGAAGAUGUGAUUGAGGAAUUAAUCGGAGAGGAGAUCAUUGAUGAAUCCGAUGUCUUCGUUGAUGUCCACAAAGCGAUUCGUCGUAUGGCCCCAGCUCCCAAGUCUCGAGUCCCCAAAGGCCGGAUUGUGGAGGACCCGCCGAUGCUGCCUGCGGAAUCCACUGGCCCUCUCAUCGACAUUGAAGGAGAGUCCACUGCGGCCCCUACGCCUAAUGGUGUCUAUAAGGAGAAUCGUCGAAGCUCCGUAGAAGCCCCGUUGCCUCGUUUCCAGUUUCGUCGUCCCCAUUCAGACAAGAACUCUGACUCCACCGAUGGCGUGGUGACUCAACGAGGCGCGACGGACGAAAUCCGGGAGCACUUGAAACAUCUCGGUCCUUCGAAUCUUGCCAGUCGGCCUCGCCAGACUAGAUACCAGAGUGUCAAGAUUAAGCGGAGUGCCUCGCCGUCACGCUCUGGCCAUACCGAUCUAGAGUCCAGCCAGAGCUUGGACGGUAUGGUCCGGAGCACUGGCGCAGGCUUGCAGGGUGGCAUCGGAGCCGGACUUGUACAAAGUGGCAUGGAUGCACGAGACGGUGUAUACGCUGUACGGGCAGGCUACGGCACGUUAGGCCACGGUCGCUCCCUUUCCGAUACCGCUCGCAUGACCGACGGGCCGGCGCUUUCCAUACCGGAACCAGUUCAUGAAGAACAGGAAAACACUACUCGCCCCAGCACCCGUAGACAGCAAAGCAGCAGCGCUGCGCAUAGUUUCCAGUCUACCGACUCCGAACUCUCCGAUCGUCUCCGGCCCGGCAGCUACCGACAUAAGGGUCCCGCACGCAGUGGUAGUAUCACGGAGCAAGUGGUCGAUGUCAAUGGCAUCCGCAAAGUAGUCCUUCAUACUACUAGCACCAGCACCAGCAUCUCCGAUUCCGAUACACCUAAUGCUGGCGCUCAGCCCCAGUCCUUUGUUCGCCAGGAGGAAGAGACAGUCAAUGUGGACAAUGGCGAUGGUAGCGGGUCGAAGAAGAAACGUCGUCGUAAGCGGCGUGGGCACGGCUCCAAAAGUGGUGAUCUGCAGGCGGAAGAUGCACCCCUACUUUCGCAGCCAUGA
Messenger RNA from Aspergillus saccharolyticus JOP 1030-1, 2193 nucleotides. RefSeq names its product putative DUF21 and CBS domain protein (Mam3). NCBI's taxonomy places the organism in Eukaryota, Fungi, Ascomycota, Eurotiomycetes, Eurotiales, Aspergillaceae. Gene Ontology annotation, cellular component: intracellular membrane-bounded organelle. The record is from RefSeq and is a predicted model, not a curated record. The transcript has 4 exons. Gene Ontology annotation, biological process: magnesium ion homeostasis. Bases 1 to 2193 code for a protein of 730 amino acids.